Messenger RNA from Aspergillus lentulus, 534 nucleotides. RefSeq lists its product as uncharacterized. NCBI's taxonomy places the organism in Eukaryota, Fungi, Ascomycota, Eurotiomycetes, Eurotiales, Aspergillaceae. The record is from RefSeq and is a predicted model, not a curated record.
AUGAAGUUCAUCGUUGUUGUCAAUGCCCUCAUGGUGGCUCUCUGCAGCCACGUCGCGCUGGCCUCUACCAUCGGCCACCCCUCCCUGAUGUCCCGCGAGGAUGCCCUCAGCAAUAACAACUCCACCGUCGCCACUCCUUACGGCAACAUCGUGAGCACCGUCCUCGAAGAUGGCAAGAAGAAGAUGGAGUUCUUCGAUGUCGACGGCACCCUCGAGGUCACUGCCAUUGAGACCGCGGAAGGAACUGCUACCUUCUACGACGCCGAAGGCAAGGAAGUCAAUCUUGCUGACAUGGACGACGACGACGAGGACCUGGAGAAGCGCGUGGCUAAGUGGAGGCUUGCCAUCAAAUUCGCCAAGCUGAUUGCCAAGUAUGGCAAGCGGGCCUGGUCCUACAUCUACUGUGUUGGUACUGCUCCGUUCUGGAAGUGCGGCGAUGAGUUCCUUGACUGUGCUACUGCUGGCCGUGCUCCUUGGAACUGCUACGAGGGAGCCAUCUGUGUUGGAUGGAGCGUUCACAAGCACUGCAAGUAA